GGUCGCAUAUUUGAGAGCUGCGGUUAGGGUUCGAAACUCUGAUUCCGAGAAAGCGAGCAUUGCAGGUUUGAGAUGUCUCACAGAUCAAAAGAAGAAAAGGGGUAUAGCCGGUCUGAAUUAGAAGACUAUGUGGACGAGUAUUACUAUCAGUUAAAGAAAGGUAGUAUUAAGGUUAAAAAUUCUGAUUCAACUUAUAGAUGCCCAUUUUGCGACGGGAAGAGGAGGCAUGAUUACCGACUAAAGGAGCUUUCACAACAUGCUUAUGACAUUGGCAGAGACAGCAAGGGUUUAAAAGAGAAAUCAAAGCACUUGGCUUUGGAGAGGUAUAUAGACAGAUAUCUUUAUGUGAAGAGUCGGUUAGAAUCUGCACCCAAGAUUGAAAGCCCUAAACACUCGCAGAGACGGACUCAGGUGGUGGCUGUAGUGGGCUCCUCCCAAAUCAGAGAAAAGUCUAUUCAUUCUGAACCUCGAGCCCACUCCCAGCUUCUUCCCAGCUUCUUCUCGGCCCCCACUCUCCCCACUCCAAAGGCACAACCCACAACAGGUUCUAAGGCUGGUUCCACCCUUGCUACACAGGAGGAUGACCAAUGGUUUGUAUGGCCUCCAAUGGGCAUUUUGGCAAAUGUUAAAACUGAACUAAAGGAUGGAAGACAUGUUGGGGAAAGUGGUUCCAAACUUAAAACUGACUUGGCAAGUAAAGGUUUUAACCCUUUGAGGGUUCAUCCUUUAUGGACAUACAGGGGUCACUCCGGGUUUGCAAUUGUUGAAUUUGAGAAAAGCUGGGAAGGUUUCCAUAAUGCAAAGUCGUUUGACAAGAGUUUUGAAGUUGAUCACCUUGGAAAAGGGGACUAUAAUGUAAUGAGGAAUCGAGGAGAUAACUUGUAUGGAUGGGUUGCUCGGGAUGAUGAUUACAAUUUGAGAAGCACUGUGGGUGAUUAUCUUCGUAAGAAUGGAGAUUUGAAAACUGUUUCUGCUCAACAACAAGAAGAACAUACGAAAAAUUCAAAGCUAGUUACCACUCUAACUAGCACCUUAGUUAUAAAGAAUUCACAUCUAAAGGAGAUGGAAAGAAAAUGUCGUACCACUGACGAUGCUUUAAACAAGGUGGAGGCUGAAAAGGAGGAUAUUCUCAAAGCUUGCAAUGAAAAAAGAGAAAAAAUGCAAAAAAUUGCUCAUGACCAAUUGGCAAAGAUAUGCUUAGACCACAAGAAAACCGCUUUGGAGUUGGAAGCUACAAAAAAAGAGCUUGAGGACCGUGAGAAACAACUGCAACAACGCCGUGCACAAAAUGAUAGUGAGAGAAGGAAAAUCUAUCAUGAAAGGAAAAUGAAUGAGAUGGCUACCUUGGAGCAAAAGAAGGCUGACGAAAAGAUGUUACAGUUAGCAGAAGAACAAAAGAGAGAAAAGGAGAAACUUCACAAGAGAAUCAUUGAGUUGGAAAAGCAGCUUGAUGCCAAACAGGUACUGGAGCUUGAGAUAGAGCGAAUGAGAGGUGCUUUAAAGGUGAUGAACCACAUGGAUGAGGAUGAGGAUUUGGAAGCCAGGAAAAAGAUGACUGAAAUUAAAGAGAAGUUACAGGAGAAGGAGGAGGAGUAUACCGAUGUAGAGGAACUUUAUAAAACACUUAUUGUUAUGGAGCGGAGGAAUAAUGAUGAAGUGCAGGAGGCUCGUAAGGAAGUAAUCAAAGAACUGCGGGGUUCAAGCAGCCGUGCUUCCAUUGGCGUGAAGAUAAUGGGAGAUCUUGAUGAAAAACCAUUCCAAACUGCAACCAAGAAGAAAUAUUCUGAAGAAGAAGCAGAUGUGAAGGCAGUGGAGUUAUGUUCUCUGUGGCAGGAGCAUCUUAGGGAUCCAAGUUGGUAUCCUUUCAGGAUUAUCACAGAUAAAGAAGGAAAGACCAAGGAAAUUAUUAAUGAAGAAGAUGACAAAUUGAAGGCCUUAAAAAAUGAGCUGGGUGAUGAAGUAUAUGAGAAGGUGACAACUGCUAUGAAGGAAUUGAAUGAGUAUAAUGCCAGUGGUCGGUAUACAAUACCUGAGCUGUGGAACUUCAAAGAAGGGAGGAAGGCAUCGUUGGAAGAGGGAGUAGUGUUUUUGCUAAACAAGUGGAAGCUGCUUAGAAAACGUAAAAGAUAAACAAGGUAUUUUGGAAUAUGGAUCGGGGUGCUCAAAGAACUUCUGUUAAAAGUGUCAACUAGCUGCUGUUGAUGUUCUUUGCUAUUGCUUGUCUGUUGUCUGAUUGAUAGAUUUAGUGUUAAGAAUAUAGUUUUAGCAUCUGAUGCAACAGUUUGAUUGAGGGCAGAUUAAAUUUGACUUCCUAACUAGUAUUAGUUGAUAGAAGUUGGAACACACUAUUGUGCAUGGCAACAUUUGGUCUUUGCUUGACCAAAAUAUUUUGUCUCUUAGCUUUCAACAAAGAAAAUGUAGAUGCUAUAGAGUUGUUUUCAUCUUA
Prunus persica (peach) is the source of this 2446-nucleotide messenger RNA. Its product is annotated as factor of DNA methylation 4. Bases 73 to 2130 code for a protein of 685 amino acids. Lineage: Eukaryota; Viridiplantae; Streptophyta; Magnoliopsida; Rosales; Rosaceae. The record is from RefSeq and is a predicted model, not a curated record. Gene Ontology annotation, biological process: gene silencing by siRNA-directed DNA methylation. The transcript has 8 exons.